Messenger RNA from Polypterus senegalus (gray bichir), 2546 nucleotides. It is a transcript of the gene myb, whose product is annotated as v-myb avian myeloblastosis viral oncogene homolog. The record is from RefSeq and is a predicted model, not a curated record. Gene Ontology annotation, biological process: regulation of DNA-templated transcription. The transcript is spliced from 16 exons. The coding region runs from base 81 to 2327 and encodes 748 amino acids. Gene Ontology annotation, cellular component: nucleus. Gene Ontology annotation, molecular function: DNA-binding transcription factor activity, RNA polymerase II-specific; RNA polymerase II cis-regulatory region sequence-specific DNA binding. NCBI's taxonomy places the organism in Eukaryota, Metazoa, Chordata, Cladistia, Polypteriformes, Polypteridae.
CUCAACCUGCUUCCUGCUCCCUAGGAACACACUUGAAGCUGAACACUUGCUGCAGCGAGCACUCCUUCCGCACCUUGGGGAUGAUGGCUAGGCGGCCAAGGCACAGUGUUUACAGCAGUGAUGAGGAUGAUGAAGAAAUUGAAAUGUAUGAUCAUGACUAUGAUGGACCUUUGCCAAAAUCAGGGAAAAGACAUUUAGGAAAAACUAGAUGGACCAGAGAAGAAGAUGAAAAAUUAAAAAAACUUGUCGAGCACCAUGGAACAGAAGACUGGAAAGUGAUUGCUAACUUUCUUGCUAACCGGACAGAUGUGCAGUGCCAACACCGGUGGCAGAAGGUUUUAAACCCAGAACUUAUUAAAGGGCCAUGGACAAAAGAAGAAGAUCAAAGGGUUAUUGAGCUGGUUCAGAAAUAUGGCCCCAAACGGUGGUCUGUUAUUGCAAAGCACUUAAAAGGAAGAAUUGGUAAGCAGUGUCGGGAGAGGUGGCAUAAUCAUCUAAAUCCAGAAGUUAAAAAAACUUCCUGGACAGAAGAAGAAGACAAAAUAAUUUAUCAAGCACACAAGAGACUGGGCAACAGAUGGGCAGAAAUUGCGAAACUACUCCCUGGAAGGACAGAUAAUGCUAUCAAGAACCACUGGAAUUCUACAAUGCGUCGCAAGGUUGAACAAGAAGGUUAUCUUCAGCACUCCCCCAAAGCAGGCCAGCCAGCCCUAGCCACAAAUUAUUCAAAGGCUAACCACAUAAUGGGCUUCGCCCAUUCUCCAUCACCAACUCAGAUACAAACAACACAACCCACACUGAGUGGAGACUAUCAGUACUACCACAUCCCAGAAACGCAAAAUAUUGCUGCUCAGCUUCCUUUUCCUGUAGCUCUACAUGUGAAUAUACUGAACAUUUCCCAGUCCGCCAAUGGAACUUCAUCUAUUCAGAGACACUAUAAUGAGGAAGAUCCUGACAAAGAGAAAAGAAUAAAGGAAUUAGAGUUGCUACUUAUGUCAACUGAGAAUGAACUGAGAGGGCAGCAAGCAUUACCAAAUCAGGUGCCAAACUACCCAGGAUGGAGUGGACCCCACAUAGCUGGUAGCACAGUGCCACAUCGGGAGACUGUUGCCAUUUCCUGCUUGCCAGAGCAGCCACAGCCCUGUGCGCCUCCGACUCCAAUAGACCACAGCUGUGCCUCGGAAGAGAGCAUCUCCCCGGCACAGAGCAUGGCGGGAAGUCAGAAUAAUGUUUUGUCCCCUCUCCCAGAAUACACAGAAACACUUCAGCUAAUCGAUUCAGAUCCAUCCACGUGGGGCAACCUCAACAGUUUUGAACUACUUGAAGGUGCAGAUGCUUCGUCUUGCAAAUCACCGGAAGCCAAAUGUACAGAAACUGGGGGGUGUGAGGGUAGCAGGAAUACUAAAGCACUCUCACGAGAAAAGACUCUGUGUCAGGGUUCUCCUGCUUCACGAGAGUCUCUGUCAGCCUCAAAGUUCAGUGACUCCCCCUCAGUCACCCUUCGAAAACGGAAAGGAAAUGCCAGUCUGUCAGCCACUUGUGACGUGCUGGUAGACCUCACCUGCUCAACUCCCAAGCGUUCCCCUGUCAAAAGCCUGCCCUUCUCACCUUCUCAGUUUUUUAACACUUCUUCAAAUCAAGAAAACCUUGAGAUGGACACCCCAACGUUAACCUCCACUCCCAUCUGUGUUCAGAAAACUUUAACAAGUACUACACUGCACAGGGAUCACACGCCUAAACCUCAGAAAGAGAAUGAUGUCUUUAGAACUCCAAAUAUCAGGCGAUCAAUCAUGGAGACAUCACCAAGGACCCCGACCCCUUUCAAGACUGCACUUGCUUUACAAGAAAUUAAAUAUGGCCCGUUAAAAAUGCUGCCUCAAACUCCACAUCUUGAACAAGACCUGGAAGAAGUAAUCAAGCAAGAAACUGAUGAAUCAGGAAUUUCUGCAUGUUUACAUGAAGAGGAACAUCAAAUUUUAAAGAAAAUCAAACAAGAGGUGGAAUCUCCUAGUGAAAGGAUAAGAAAUAUUUUUCAUUGGGAAGGAACAAGUCUCAACACUCAGCUUUUUUCACAAAGCAGUUCUUUGGAUGAUGCACCAGUAUGUAAUAUUCUCACAAGUUCAGUGUUAAUGAUGCCGGUAGUCAACAAAAGCGAAGACAAUCUCAUUAAAGCUCUUAAUGUGCCUCGAAGACCUAUGGGAAGUCCUUUACAGCAGUUCGGUGCGUGGGAAGCAGUGGCAUGUGGGAAGACUGAAGAUCAAAUCCAUGUAACUGAGCAGGCGCACAAGUACAUUAACACAUUCUCAGCCAGGACGUUAGUCAUGUAGAGAUUUUAUACUAAGCAUUACCUUAAAAGAAAAAAGGAAAAAAAUGCAAGAGAACCAAAACACUUCACGUUGAUUUCAAUCAACAUUCCCUCUGCAUGAAGACGGGGAGCCUAUUUGUUGUGGUACAACAGUUGGGAGCAGGCAUAUUUUGGUUUGCCAUUAUGCAUACACUUGUUGGAUUUCAACCAACCAAAGAGAACUUUAAAAAAAAAAAAAAAA